Hemibagrus wyckioides is the source of this 1894-nucleotide messenger RNA. RefSeq lists its product as uncharacterized. Gene Ontology annotation, molecular function: fatty-acyl-CoA binding. Bases 138 to 1529 code for a protein of 463 amino acids. Lineage: Eukaryota; Metazoa; Chordata; Actinopteri; Siluriformes; Bagridae. The transcript has 8 exons. The record is from RefSeq and is a predicted model, not a curated record. Gene Ontology annotation, cellular component: Golgi membrane.
GAGGAAGUGCUGUCUGAUUUUCUUCGCUCAGGGACGAAACCUCAGUGCGCGCGUGCGUGCGCGCGUGUGUGUGUUUGUGGCGCUCUUGGUCUCGGUGGGCUGCGCGUGACACACUGUCGGUGCGCCGGUGUCGCGUCAUGGCAGCGCGAGAGCCUGGCGACGGACUGCGAAAAUGUUCCAAACCCGACAACAGCAUUUCUGCGGAAAAUGAAAGUGAAAAUCCAGCUGAGAAAGAUCAGGAGCGGAGAAAGUGGGACGUCGGAAAUAACUGGGGCUUCUCAUUAGAAGGAAUAUUCGGACUCGCGCUUAAAUUUUUUAAAGAGAUGAAUGGCAAGGCUUUUAAUCCAACAUAUGAAGAAAACCUGCUUUUCGUUGCACUACAGAAACAAAUCUUCCUUGGUCCUUAUAAUCCAAAGGUUUGCCCAGAGGUUGGGUUCUUUGACGUCCUGGGAAAUGACAGAAGGAAAAAAUGGGCAGAGCUGGGCAGCACAGCAAAAGAGGAUGCCAUGGAGGAGUUUGUGAAGCUUCUGAACUCCUGCUGCAGUCUGUUUUCCCCAUAUGUCACAUCUCAUAAGAUCGAGAAGGAGGAACAUGAGAGGAAAUUAAAAGAUGAAGAAGAGCGUCUCAGGCUAGAAAGAGAGGAGCGACAACGGCAAGAAGAAGAACAGUGUUAUGAAGAGGAGAAGAAGAGACAGGAAGCUGAUGGCUUACUAAAACCCCAGCAGAAGCAACAGAUGACGGUUGCUCUGAAUGCACAGACACCGGUGCAGUUCCAGCAGAAUGCAGUCGGACAGUCCGCCAAAAGCUUAGAACAGCAGCAGCGACUUAUCCAACAGCCUGAAGAGCGACAUUAUCAAGAGUGUAUGCGGCAAGCCCACCAUACUCACCAGUUCAAACAGGACAUGGUUGAAGCCCCAUCACCAGAUUCAACUGAUAUGGCUUCAGUUACGAAUCUCAUCAGCCAUUCAGAGUCAUUAGAGAGGAAAAAGUCUGACGCAAACCCCAAACAAUGUCAUUUAUUCAUAGAAAGCAAACCGGGAGAAUUGCCCAUCAUGGCGCCCUCCGUGUGGACGACGUCUCAGGUGAACGAGUUCAAGGCGAAGACGAAGCAGGAUGCAGAGUCCGUGAUCACUGUAGGGAGAGGCGAAGUGCUAACCGUGCACAUCCCUACUCACGACGAUGGAUCUACAUUCUUCUGGGAAUUCGCCACGGAUUACUAUGACAUUGCCUUUGGCUUGUACUUUGAAUGGCCAAACACAGUAAAUGGUGUGAGAACGGAGAAGUUUGUGGAGUCUGUAUCUGAAAACCAAGAGACAGGCCAAGCUGAAGAGGCGAAUGAGAGGGAAACAGGAAGCGUAGUCCCUCGGGUUAGCGAGGUGGUUCCGCUCUUUCGGCGGGACAGCCACGAGAACGUGUACGCAGGCAGUCACCAGUACCCAAGCCCAGGAGUUUACUUGCUCAAAUUUGACAAUUCCUAUUCACUCUGGAGGUCAAAGGUUGUGUAUUACAGAGUCUACUACACCAAUUAGGUCCAUUAAAAGACACACCUAUUCUCGUAAAGCAAGAGCAUUACACUUCUCACACACAUUUAUAUUUUUCACUUAAAUCGAUAUUAAUAGGCAUCCAAUGACGUUCAAAUGGCUACACAAACAUUAGAGCGUGUGCAGAUUGGCUUAAACUCUGCUUAUCUUUUUAAUGAAAAGACUGUGUGACCGUAGUCUAGGGGCAAAGUUCUAUGCUGUUUUGUUUACUGAAGGAUAAACAUAUUCUGUUCUGCAGAAUUCAGGACUCUAUGCAUUAACAGUAACCACCAUGAAGAAAGCAAUAUAUUCUGAAAUGCUACUAAAUGUUUGUUCGAAUAUUUAUGGAUGUAAAAAAAAAAAACAAAAAACAA